AUGAUACCAUGUCGAGUCCGACAGAGAGUCGGUGGAGAAGACAGAAGCAAAAUUCACUGCAAAACAAAAUACUCUCUCUCUCUCUCUAAAAUCCGGAGAUUCUCCGGCAUUAACCUCGCCGGAAAUGUCUUAACUCCGGAAACCUGUCAGCCUGCGCUAUUUCUGUUAUCUGACUCGAGCUCCUUUGCUUUUCGUUACGGUUCUUCGAUCUCGCUUUUGGAAGUGGAGUGUGCAAUACCAGUUAUUGAAAUGAAUGGGAGUCACCAGAAUGGAAAAACCCGCAGUUUUGAGAAAACUUUUCCAGGGUGCUUGGGAAGAAUGGUGAACUUCUUUGACCUGAAUGGUGCGGUGGCCGGAAACAGGCUGCUCACUGAUAAACCGCAUCGAGAUGGUUCACCACUCUCGAGAAGCCGAGUAGAUGAAGCAUUGAUGUCUCCAUCUAAUUACCAAAUAGAUGACAAAGCGAUUGUGCCUGAACUCCACAGAACUGGUUCAAACAGAAAAUCAAAUGAAACACCCAUAAAGAUGCUCAUUGCCCGAGAAAUGUCCAAAGAAGUAGAUUCCAAACACAGUCCGUCUAAUGUAGUUGCUAAGUUGAUGGGUCUUGAUGCCACUCCAUGCCAGGAACCUGAUUCAGCUGCACAACGAAGCCAUUUUAGAGGUCAUCCUCGAAGUCAUUCAGACAUACCGGUGAGUUACUGGGAGCAACAUAAUGGAUUCUUUGAAUAUUUAGAGCCAAAUGAAUGCAGUGAUAUUUAUGAAAUACGUAAGAAAUCACAGAAAACAAAUUAUUUGCGAGACAAAUCACCACAGAAGGGAAAAUAUUAUGAAACUAUUAAUGACAAGAAGAUGGCUCUUGUUCGCCAGAAGUUCAUUGAAGCAAAACGCCUGUCUAUGGAUGAAAAACUUCGCCAGUCAAAGCAAUUCCAAGAUGCCUUAGAAGUUUUAAAUUCCAAUAAAGACUUAUUUCUUAGGUGUCUGCAAGAACCAAAUUCAAUGUUUUCUCAGAAUCUAUACAAUCUGCAGUCUAUCCCUCCUCCUGAGACAAAUCGAAUUACCAUUCUUAGACCUUCAAAGUUGGUGGACUGUAACAAUUUUGCUGCAGUUGGGAAUAAAGAUGGAAAACAGGUGAAGAAAGGUGGAUUGGAAAAAGGCCAUCUGAGAUGCUCCCCUCCGGCGGGACUGUAUGUUGACGAAACUCCCACUCAACCAACUCGAAUAGUAGUUCUGAAGCCAAGCUCAGUGAGACCACAUGAUACUAAGUCUGUUGAUUCUCCACGGUCAGAAUCACCAAGGAUAGUACAUGGUGAAGGCUUUUUUGGUGAUGUAGAAGAUGACGAGAAAAGAGAAUCAAAAGAAGUUGCAAAAUCAAUCACACAGCAGAUGCGUGAAACGCUCCAUAGAGAGGGUAAUCUCUGCGAUGCAGAAGUCAUAUCACCAGCAUGUAGGCACUCUUGGGAUUAUGUUAAUAGGUUUGGUAGCCCUUACUCAUCCUCAUUUAGCCGUGCAUCAUAUUCUCCAGAGUCAUCUGUUUGCAGAGAGGCUAAGAAGCGCCUCUCUGAAAGAUGGGCAAUGAUGACAUCUAAUGGGAGCUGUGAAGAACAAAGACCCGUGCGGAGAAGCUCUAGCACAUUGGGUGAAAUGCUUGCUCUUUCUGAGACAAAGAAGGCUGGAACGCCUAAGGAACUAGGUAGCACUAAUGAAGAACCUAGGUGUUCUGAAUCUCUCUUUGUUAGUGAGCAGACAAAGGAUGAAAAUCUGGAUAAUUCUCCUAGGAAUCUCUCGAGGUCAAAAUCCGUUCCUGUAUAUUCUGCUGAGUUUGGCGCCAGGCUCAAUAUAGACAUUCCGGAUCCAAAGGUUUCUAAGGAGGCCAGAAAGACAAGUGGAAAAUCGUCAUUCAGAGGAAAGGUUUCAAGUUUUUUUUUCUCAAGAAACAAAAAACCUAGUAAAGAUAAAUCUGAUUGCAAAGACGAGUCUCGCUCAUCAGGAAUACAUUUUGGGCAAGUAGGCAAAGAUAGAGGUGAACGACUUAAUGAUGAAGUGCCUGAAUGUCUGUCACCUGUAGAGAAGGAUCCAUCAAUUAAAGCAGCUUCCCCAAAUUUAAUUGGCCAGCAGGGUGUGACAUCUCCCAAGAGUGGACAGUCUGUAACAAAAUCUGUUGCACCUGGAAACCGAAGUGAGAACCAGGACCAACCGAGUCCAAUGUCAGUCUUAGAUCCAAAUUUUGAAGAGGAUGAACAUGCGGCACUGCAGUCCUCUAGUUCUAUCAAGCCUGACCGACAUGGAUUUGAGUUGGUGGUUCAUCCUGUUAGAUCAAAUUUGAUUGACAAAUCACCACCCAUAGGAUCUAUUGCCCGGACUCUACCAUCAGAUGAUUUGGUUAUGGAUACAGCCUCGUCAUAUCCCUUAAAAUCAUCCUUACCCUCCCCAGGAGCAGAGGAAGAAGAAUGGUUUUUCUUUGUUCAGACAUUACUAUCAGUGGCUGGACUUGAUGGUGAGGAGCAACCUGACUCAUUCUUGGCUAGAUGGCACUCGCCUGAAAGCCCAUUGGACCCAUCAUUAAGAGACAAGUACAUAGAUUUAAAUGAGAAAGACACACUACAGGAGGCUAAGCGAAGGCAAAAGAGAUCGACCCGUAAACUUGCGUUUGAUUGUGUGAACGCAGCAUUAGUGGACAUUGUGGGAUAUGGACCGGCCUCAUGCCAAAGAGCCAUUCCAUGCAUUGGGGCCAAUAGUAGCUCAUUGGAGAAUGCAUCAUUGAUGAUGGUGGACCAGGUGUGGGCCCGGAUGAAGAUAUGGUUUUCUGGUGAGGCCAGAUGUGUUUCGAUUGGUUAUGAGGACGACAACAGCCUGGUGGUCGAGAGUGUAGUAAGAAAAGAGGUGGUGGGGAAGGGGUGGGAUGAUCAUUUGAGACAGGAGAUGGAUAAUUUAGGAAAGGAAAUUGAAGGGAAGUUGCUAGAAGAGAUUGUGCAAGAUGCUGUGUUGGAAUUGACAGGUAGACUUUGA
Fraxinus pennsylvanica is the source of this 3006-nucleotide messenger RNA. Lineage: Eukaryota; Viridiplantae; Streptophyta; Magnoliopsida; Lamiales; Oleaceae. The record is from the annotation of a GenBank genome assembly.